This is a messenger RNA of Lytechinus pictus (painted urchin), 4292 nucleotides long. RefSeq lists its product as uncharacterized. The transcript is spliced from 2 exons. The record is from RefSeq and is a predicted model, not a curated record. NCBI's taxonomy places the organism in Eukaryota, Metazoa, Echinodermata, Echinoidea, Temnopleuroida, Toxopneustidae. Bases 349 to 1488 code for a protein of 379 amino acids.
ACAAACGUCCCAAUCAGCGUGCAUAAGAGCAUGAAUUGUGGGGGCGAGCGAAAAACCGGCGCGACAGCUCCGUGUAAUGUGUGUGUGCGUGAACCCUUGAACGAAUUUAGUGCAUAGGCACAAAGCAUUAGUAACAAAACACCUGUUGAGUUCAAACUAGCACGCGAUCAUUAGUUUAUCCGCACUUGACAUUAGCAACCUCGGCUCAUAGACACAAAACAUUGUCUGAUAUCUCUGCCCCUCAAUACCAAACGAUACUGAUUCUUCGGAAGCAUAUUCGUAGGGAGAAAAUCAUAAAAAUGGAGAAUUUGAUAAUCUGAUCAUCUUGCACCGUGAGCAGAGGCCACCAUGUCACAUCUACGCUCCGAAAUAUCCAAUAUUCUUAAUAUUGACGGGAUGUUUUCUGCUGGUGGAAAGUACCCAAGAGCAAAGACUAUGCAGGAGACGGAUGUCCAUAAACCCGUGUCUGACCCGGGGCCUUUCACACCAAGAGACCCACUUCUACCGGGUGUCCCGCAACCCUUCGCUGUCAUCAGUGAACAUUGGUCGGAUAGGCUACAUCUCCCGCUCUAUGACGACAAUGACAUCUUCAGUUUUGGCAAGGUCUACGAGGACGCCAUGUACAAGUUGGUCCACAAACAUCUGGAGCUGGAUACCCAUGACCGCUUCGCGUACGUCGGCAACAGCAAAGGCAGCUUCGCGGAAAAGCUCAAGGAAAAGUUCUGCUUACUUCAACCCAUGGUUAACAUAUACCCCGGGUUGAUACACUACGAGGAAACCAGCAACCAGAGAAUGUUGCCGUUUAAGAUCAAGCACGUCGGCGCUGAAGAAUACUUCCGACAGCUGUCGAUGGAUUUAGAAGGUAAGAAAGAUGCGCCAUUUGACAAGAUGAUGCUGAAAGACGCCAGUGAACAUUUUACGAAUCCAGCGGUGACAUUUGCGCAUAUAAUGAGAACGAUCUCUUCCUUAGGGAAAGUCUUAAUUGUCCACCGACCGGGACCAAUGAAUACAUUACCUUUGUUUUCAGCAGCAAAUAAACGACUAACCGAAGAAGAUAACGACGAACCGUAUACGAAACUUAUCAAAAGCUUGCAGCAAAUCCGAGUCGACGUUCGAUGGGAGAUCGAGACGCUGCCAAUCGUCAUGCCGAAAGCAAAAUGGUUAGCAAUGCUACAGAAAAGGUUCCCACCACAGAUGGAGAUUGCGAGUCAGGGGCAAGUGCAACAGGGUGUACGCGAAUUGACAGAAGGGAUGCUGAAAUACGCGGGAGAAACAGUCGAAUUUUAUGACCGCCUGCUCUUCAUCACCGCCUGUCAUCCGAUGGUCGAUUGCGGAUACCCGAGUGUCCAGAGAAGUGGUGCUGCUGCAACGCAACCGUAUCCGGGAUUGCUGAAUCAGAAAUACACCUUGACCGUCACGCCGGAUAUCUAUAAACAUUUACGAGAGUUGGAGAAGAAACCAGCUGAAAAGAAGAAGAUUAUUAGGUGAUGAUGUGCCUCUCUGAUUAUUCCCUUUAUUUAGUGCCAUAACAAGUAGCUGUAAUCAAUUCAAUUGAAUGAAACGGAUAGAAAAUGCAGAUUGAAAUCAUUGAUGUAAACUUUCACAUGAAAAACUAUGCGAGUAGACAAUACCUCAAAGAAUUAUCAAAGAAUUAUCAAAAUAGUUUUUCAUCCUAAUUUCAUACAGAUGUAUAAGACUAUAUAGUUAUAAACGCUUAGACUGAUUAUAUCACAGGAAUAAACUGUUGUCUAAGAAGAUAGAAGAGUAUUGAUUGAAAAUAAUUGAGAACUCCGGGUAACAUUAAGUUUAGCCAUUGAUCUCGGGGCUGGUUUUACGACUCAUUAUACACAAUAAUCAAUGUAUAAUCAAUCGUAGAAAUCAUCCCACGGUCAACCAACUAGAUCCAUGUCAAGUGGCCCUGCAUGACUGGCCUUCCUGGCAUAGCAGCAACAACUGUAUUUAAAGCGAUAUCGUCGCGCAAGCAUUAUCCAUUCUCACUGACAGCAAAAAAAAUCUAUAUUGGUGAAUGCAAUCCUUCACAUCAUGUCGCCUAGCACAAACCUACUUUGGGUUAUUAGAAGGUAAUGGUCUAUUGGAUACAACCUUGAAUGAGAAUAGUCAUGUUUACAGUCAUUAAUGACAGUUGAUGUCCUUUACCAGGCAACCUCCCCGAGUGAACGUGAACAUCUGCUGUUUUUAAGACACGGUUAAUCAAUAAUCGAUAACAAUCGAUACAGAGAAUGUGAUUGAUUUUAGUGAUGGAAGAAUGGUUUGAUUCAUAUGUCAAAGAGAUCUAAGGUAUUUUUUUGUGGAUAGGAAAGAUCUACUUUUGGGAUAAAAACAAAAUAUAUUGGCGUUAGCAGAAUGACAAUGAUAUAAUGAUGUAAUGUAAUAUGGAAUGUGUCAGGAGAAAGAAUAGGUAACCACUCACGGGCUCACAAAUUGAAAAAAAAAAGAAGUUAACCCAUAAGUCCAACAAAGAAAGGAGAGUUCAAAUGUGUAUACUAAACGAAACACUGGUGUACAUUUUAGGGCGAAAUCGUGCACCCUAAGUCAGUAUGAAAAGGGCGAAAACUUGAAUUUGCGAAGAAUGUGCAUUUUGCAGAUACACCACGGACGGGGUGACGGCCGACUGUGAAAAAAAAAAAAUCACCGUUUGGGGGUAUUGUUUACACUCUACACUCAGCAGCUUCUUUUUGCCACUCUAUAAAAUGCCCACUUGUAUUUCGUCUCAGCACCUUUUUAGCAUGUUUAGGGUGCAGCUUUCUCCAUCAUUAAAUGUGCAAAAAUGUCUGAUCACGCAUUUGCACCUCCCGGUGUGCUGCUUUUGUACAUUUAAUACCCCUAUGGUUGAAACUCGAAUGCCCAUUUCUUAGUCAUUUACUGUAAUUUGUUUCUUAAAAAAAAGGAAUCCCACGCCCCAUGUUUAUGAAGAUAUCAAGUCUAUGUUAGACCUUUCGUUGCUGUUGUCUGAAAUGGAAAUUGCCUCCAUGCACUAUAAUCAUUAAAGGGCCAUUUUUUAUUUUAAUAUUUAUUAUUGCCCCACCUGAUUGGAACCGUUUAAGAUUCUUCAAAGGGUCAGUAAAGAGGUUUAAGCAAAGAGUUAUUUGACAUCAGUAGGCCCUAUUUUCUCUACAAGUAAUGUCUCCGCCAGGUUUGCGGUUCAUGAGAGAUGUGAAUAUUUCUUUAUAUAUUUAUUCUGAAAGUCAUAAGAAGGGCAUUGCAUGUUUUAAAACGCAACCAUUUUCUAAAUAUAAGUUUAUUUUAUUUGUGGUAGUGUUGCGUGAACUUUUUUGUAGUCUAUGUAAACGAAGUUGUCUAUCAUUUUGUUCAGAUACUUAAGUUUAUUGACGAACAUUUUGCAAUUACAAUCCGUCCAAUAAUUUUCUAAAUAACAAAAAGAUUGUAUUUACCUGUAUUUCAAUGUAGAUAAUUUCAUUGGUGUACAAUACAUGUUGCUAAAAGUAAAAUACCAAGGGUUAACUUGGUCUAAUUUAGCAAGCAUGCAACCUUGGAGGGAAUAUCAAGCUCGAUGUAAAUUUUCAAGUUUGUUUACAAGUAAAAUUGAAUACAUUAAGUUAGACAUGUUUCAUAAGAAUCAAUAUUAUCUGUAUAGAUAGUUUUAUUUAUUUCUCUAAUUUGACAUGCAACUGUAAUGUUUACAUGAUGGUCUUAUGCAAAUAUGCAUUCUAUUCCAUGCAAAACCUUGAAUGAUUUUGAUCAAAUUAAUUGUAAUCCAGUAUUCGUCUUGUGCAAUCUAUAUUGAACUGUGUGUGCGUGAAAAAUAUAUAAAGCAAUUUUGUAUAUUUGUCGUGUAUUUUCCCCGUUAAACCUUCUUUCAGAAGAGUUUUUUUUUAAAUAAUAUUAUGCUUCCGUGAUCUAUAGUAGUAGCUCUACUUUAAGAAAUUCUCAUUGUAACAAAAUCACAGAUUUAAGGUUGGGAUUAGAAAAUAUGAAUUUAAAUGCUCGGAGUACAUUAUAAAAAAAAUUAACUCCGCAAGCACGUCAGCAAUAAAUCAGUUUGGGCGUCUUUACAGGGGUAUCCCGGACUGAAAAUAAUUAUAAAAAUAUUUAUGUAAAAGGUCUCCCUCGAUGUUGCUUGUAUUGAUCAGUUGUUCCUUUUCUUAAAUUGAAAAACAUAUAGGGCUCGUUGAGAAUGUGUUUAAAAUUAAUAUGCAAUACAAAAGAAAGCAACCCACAUUCCAUACUAUUAUUCUAUGUUUUCUACUUCAAGAGAUAUUUUAGUAUGUAAUCAUGUGUUUUAUUUAAUAAAGUAAACGAAAGUCAAAUAA